This is a messenger RNA of Hypoxylon trugodes, 2168 nucleotides long. RefSeq names its product cytochrome P450. Gene Ontology annotation, molecular function: oxidoreductase activity, acting on paired donors, with incorporation or reduction of molecular oxygen; iron ion binding; monooxygenase activity. Lineage: Eukaryota; Fungi; Ascomycota; Sordariomycetes; Xylariales; Hypoxylaceae. Bases 300 to 1898 code for a protein of 532 amino acids. The transcript has 3 exons. The record is from RefSeq and is a predicted model, not a curated record.
AGCAAGGGAGUGGUUGUAUCCUGCCACCGAAACACGUCAAUAUUUAUGUGCCUGCAGAUUACCCAGUCACAUAGGGCUAACAGUGUAUCGAACCAACAUGCGCCUAAUCAUCCGCUCAGUAUCAUCCCGCGAGAUGCGGGGCGGAUCAACAUCUUAAACCGAGUCGCUUCCCUUGGAGCGACUGUAUUCCUCAACGCCUGAUAGUUCGAUCUGGCCAGAGCUUAAUAUCUGUCAUUUACGGGCUACUAACCAGCCAUCCCCAAAACAUCAAAGCUAACUUGAAGCAUUAUCAUAUUAGCAUGCUAGGCAUGUCAACAUUGGAACUACUCAGUGCUAUUGGAAGGCAGGGAUGCUACCUUAUAAUUGGACUUUUUCUCCUGCUUUGCAGCUAUCGGAUCUUACUACAUCCUCUUCGCGGGUAUCCGGGACCUUUUCUUGCUAAGGUUACCGCUUUUUACGCUGGCUUCUACGUCGUCAAAAAGAGUCUCCAUUUGAAGAUGCUAGAAAAUCACCGGAGAUAUGGCUCGGUGGUUAGGCUAGGCCCGGACCGACUGGUAUUCAACACUGUGACGGCGUUUCGAGUUAUUUACCAGAGUGAUCAGUCCGUCAAAUCGUACACCUACCAAUCCACGACGAAAGAUUUUCCGGUCAAUAUGUUCACAGAGCGCGAUCAUGCUUCACACCUAGCUAAGCGGAAACUUAUCGAGCAAGCCAUCACUGAAAAGUCUAUGCGAUCGUUUGGGCCAGAUAUGGUGCGACAAAUUAAUACCUAUCUCAAGCAAGUGAUAGAGGCCUCGCGGACCCCGACGCCAGUAAAUAUAACAGAGAAGGCAAGGCACCUGGCCCUUGACAUCGUUGGGCAACUUGCCUUUGGCCAGAACCUCCAUGUCCAGACGAGCCAAGAGAACAGGUUCAUCAUGGAUGCUAUGUCUUUCGGCCACUACCGCCUCAACAUCUAUCACCAUAUGUACUUCCUCUCCAAAAUCGAGCCAACGAGGAUCAUUAAUUACAUCACUAGCAGAUACCGUCAAAAAUACUGGCUCUUACUGCAGACCAUGAUCAAGACACGCAUGGGCGAAGAAAGGAACGCUAGGCCCGACUUCUAUUCCUUCGUCUCCGACACACUAGAGGCGGAACCCGACACCUUAAGGGGUGGUAGUAUGUGGACCGAGGCGCUGUUUUUCAUGUCGGCCGGUGGGGACACUGUUGCAACGCUUACGUGCGCCAUAUUCUUCUACCUGUCCCGCAAUCCCGAAUGCUACAGCACUUUAGCCCACGAGAUUCGCUCUACAUUCUUUAGCGGUCACGAUAUCCAGGGCGGUCCCCAACUGGCCGACUGCGUCUACCUCCGGGCAUGUAUUGAUGAAUCCCUGCGCAUGUCGCCCCCGUCGCCAUCCAAUCACUGGCGGGAACAGGAUCCAGAUGACACCAAGCCCCUGAUGAUCGAUGGUAAUGUGAUCCCACGGGGAACAUUAAUCAGUGUUAGCCCUUACGCGCUGCAGCACAACGAGGCGUAUUUCCCUGACUCGUUCGCAUUCAAGCCAGAGCGGUGGCUAGAUACACCGGGCAAGGAGGAAGCAAGGAAGAUCGCAUACGAUGCCUUCGGCGCCUUCUCCAUCGGACCGCGAAACUGCGCAGGCAAGGCCAUGGCUUACCUAGAGGCUAGUCUUGUCGUUGCUAAGACGCUUUGGUAUUUUGACUUCGAGCCCGCCCCGGGAAAACUGGGUCAGAUCGGCGGAGGUGUAUCGGGCGCGAAAGAUGGCCGCGAUAGGCUGGAUGAGUAUCAAUUAUUUGAUAUCUUUACUUCGAGGCAUGAUGGGCCCUACUUAAUCUUUCGCCCACAAGGCGAUGUGUCUGAUAAAGGACUGGGAGGAAAUUGCGUAACCGUACCAGGUUGAUAGUUCAAUCAUUCAACACAAUAACCUUUCGUAAACUUAGCGCGUUUAUUGACUAUUAGUUAACUUUAUUAUACUAUAUACUACUACUUACUGAAGUUUUUAUAGCCCUUCAUCUACGCCUGAGCGUAUUUUGAAUUAUUUACCUAUGUAGGUAGUUCGCUAGUUGCCAUUAGGCGGGCUAAUAACUUCUACUAAGCGCGAAAGAAUCUUCCUAUAAUAUCAGUAGUUUCAAUACUUAAUUCUCUAUAAAAUGUUCCUUUAUAGCCCGGG